AUGGCGGAGACUCUCUCAGGCCUAGGCGAUUCAGCAGGCGCUGUGGCUCUGAGCUCCGCCUCCUCUGAGAUCGGGACACAGCGCCUCAGUGACCUGCUGGUGCGGGUGAUCGAUCUGCGGGCGGAGCUGAAGAAACGGAACCUGGACUCCAGCGGCAACAAGAGCAUUCUGAUGGAGAGCCAGAAGACAAUUGAAGAUGAAGGGGGUCAUCCUGAUGAAAUUGAAAUUACCUCUGAAGGAAACAAGAAGACAUCAAAAAGAUCUAGCAAAGGACGUAAACCAGAAGAAGGUGUGUUAGAUGAUGGGCUGGAGGAAAAUUCUGGGGCUGGACAGGAGGAUGUUGAAGCCAGUUUGGAGAACUUGCAGGACAUUGACACGAUGGAUAUCAACGUGUUAGAUGAAGCAGAAAUCAAUAAUGGAAGUGUUGCAGAUUGUGUGGAAGAUGAUGAUGCUGAUAAUCUCCCAGAGUCUCUGUCUGAUAGUAGAGAGCUAGAGGGAGAAAUGAAAGAGCUUCCUGGGCAACUUCAAGAGCAUGCUCUAGAGGAAAGAGAAACUAUAAAUAACUUAGAUACUUCAUCAUCUGACUUCACUAUGUUACAGGAAAUUGAAGAGCCAUCCUUGGAGCCAGAAAAUGAGAAAAUACUCGACAUUUUGGGGGAAACUUGUAAAGCUGAGCCAGUAAAAGAAGGUUCCAAGCUGGAGCAGCCAUUUGCACAGGAUACUGCCAGAAGCCGUAGCAUGGGGCCAGACAGAAAGCUUGCGGAGGAAGAGGACCUUUUGGGCAGCGGCCACCCGGAGGAGGGUGAUUUAGAUUUGGCCAGCGAGUCAACAGCACAAGCUCAGUGGAGCGAGACAGACACCCUGUUAGCGGUAGUGAAAAGGGAGCCCAUGGAGCAGACAGGCAGUGACGAGAGGAUGGACUGUGAACCUGUAGGGCCAAAGGAGCCAGUUGAGCAGAGUAGUAAAGUCUCAAAGUGCACAGAAGCCUCUAGCCAGGAGGUCGCAGAAGCACCACAGGAAGCCUCAAGCCCAGAUCCCAGAGAUAGCAAAGAAGAUGUGAAGAAGUUUGCUUUUGAAGCUUGUAAUGAAGUCCCUCCGGCUCCUAAGGAGUCCUCAGCCAGUGAGGGCGCUGAUCAGAAAACGAGUUCUGUCGAAGAUGACUCGGAUACAAAACGGCUUUCCAAAGAGGACAAAGAUCUUAGCAGUUGUAGAAAUUUUUGGGUUAGUGGACUUUCUUCCACCACCAGAGCUACAGAUUUGAAGAAUCUUUUCAGCAAAUAUGGAAAGGUGGUGGGUGCCAAGGUUGUGACAAAUGCUCGGAGUCCUGGAGCUCGCUGCUACGGCUGUGUGACAAUGUCCACAGCGGAAGAGGCCACAGAAGGCAUUCACCUCCUGCACAAGACUGGGCUCCACGGGAAGAUGAUCUCAGUGGAAAAGGCAAAAACUGAGCCUGCUGGAAAGAAAACCUCUGACAAAAGAGAAGGUGAAGGGAAAACAGAGAAGUCCAGCACCCGCGACAGAUCAGCAAACCUUAAAAGGGGAGAUAAAGCUGACAGAAAAGAUGCUAAAAAGGGUGAAGAUGAAAGUGGAGAAAAGAGUAAAGAUCCAGGUGAUCAGAAACCUGGCCCUUCAGAGCGAUCUCGAACCACAAAAUCAGGUAGUCGAGGAACCGAGCGGACUGUAGUAAUGGAUAAAUCUAAAGGUGUGCUUGUUAUUAGUUUCAAAAUAUCGGGAUCCAAAGAGAGAGUUUCUAAGAGCCAGGAUCGCAAAUCAGCCAGCAGAGAGACGCGGUCUGUUGUGUCCUUUGAAAGAGUCAAAAAGCCUCGGAAAUCAAGAGACUCUGAGUCCCGCAGGUUGGGUGAGCGCAGUGAGCGGGAGCAGCGCAUGCAGGCACUGUGGGAGCAGGAGGCGCGGGAGCAGCUGGAGUAUGCCCGAGAGAGGCUGGCCUUCCAUCGGCACCGCCUGGGGCGGUUUCCCUAUGAGCAGGAACAGCGGCCUGCUGUGCGGAGGCCCUAUGAUGUGGAUGGCUGGCGAGAGGAUGCCUAUUGGCCCGAAGCCAAGAGAGCUGCCCUGGAUGAGCGUUACCAUUCUGACUUCAGGCGCUAUGACCACAGAGACCGGGGCCGCUACCCUGACCACUCAGUAGACAGGAGAGAAGGUUCAAGGUCAAUGAUGGGACAAAGAGGAGGACAGCAUUAUCCUGAGCGCCACGGAGGACCAGAGUGCCAUGGACGGGACUCCCACGACAGGUGGGGCGGAUAUGACUCUGACAAGAGGAUGAGCGAGGGCCUGGGACUGCCUCCUCCAACCAGGCAUGACUGGGGGGACCACGGCCGAAGAAUUGAGGAUGACGGUGCAUGGCAGGGCGCUACUGAUGGAGGCAUGCUAGACAGGGACCACACGAGGCGGCGAGGUGGUGAGAGAAGCAUGCCUGGUCACUCUGGGCGAGGUCACAUAAUGAACAGGGGAAGGAUGUCAGGGCGUGGCAGCUUUACCCCAGCUGGGGCCUCUCGGGGUCACGUGAUCCACGUGCAAGGUGCAUUUGCUGGCCAGAACCGGGGCAGCCGACCCAAUGACGCUGGCUUCACUCGCCGCUACUAAGUGCUUGGAAAUCCUGUGUUCCGUCACGUGGCAACCAGAGUAUGUUCUUUUAGGAGUUAUCUUAAACUAUGUACAAUAUCUUUUUUUUUUUUAAUCUGCUGCCAUAUUGUAGCUCGAUACAAUGUGAAUUUGUUUUUUGGUGGGGUUUUUUUGUAAUAAAUGUGUUUCUGUUCACAAAAAAA
Molecule: messenger RNA, 2783 nt
Organism: Myotis davidii
Lineage: Eukaryota; Metazoa; Chordata; Mammalia; Chiroptera; Vespertilionidae
Product: scaffold attachment factor B1-like
Biological process (GO): regulation of transcription by RNA polymerase II; regulation of mRNA processing
Cellular component (GO): nucleus
Molecular function (GO): RNA binding; sequence-specific DNA binding
Source: RefSeq, a predicted model, not a curated record